Molecule: messenger RNA, 1749 nt
Organism: Annulohypoxylon truncatum
Lineage: Eukaryota; Fungi; Ascomycota; Sordariomycetes; Xylariales; Hypoxylaceae
Product: Cenp-O kinetochore centromere component-domain-containing protein
Exons: 2
Coding region: 87-1043 (318 amino acids)
Cellular component (GO): kinetochore; Mis6-Sim4 complex
Source: RefSeq, a predicted model, not a curated record
CGUCGUCGUAGAAUAAAUCAACAUUCAACAUUAAAACAUUGUACAUUCAACCUCAAAUAGAUGAGAUCAUCGAAUCGCACGUAAAUAUGGCAACCGAGGAAAUUCAAUUCUCAGGGGUCUCUACAACAUCAGGGCUAUCCGUCGCAGAUAGACUCGACAACGAGAUCGCAAGUCUAAGGGACCAAGUCACAUCCCUAAAACGCGACCUCGCCCUGCAAACCGCCACCCUCCUAACCUCGCCCUCAACGCACCACCUCCUGCAGCAAGAAACCAGCGCGGCGAAGCGAUCGCGAUCAGCGCAGCAGAAGACCACCCACUCCCACUCCCGAACCCAAGACCUGCUCACCAAAGCCGACGAGCAAACCGCGCACCAGCAGCGGUGCCUAUACCGCGCCUGCGCGUCCGUGACCGCGUUCCGGGUGCGGGACCCGGACCCGCGGGCGGCGGACGGCGGCGCCGUGCUGGGCCUGCGCUUCGAGGUCAUGUACAAGGCGCGCUUCCUGCGGCCGUACUACGUCAUGCUGAACCGGCCGUACGCCGGGUCGCGGCGCCUGCGCGUGCACCGGCACACCGUGCCGCAGUGCAUACCGCUGCCGGGCCUGUCGGCGCGACAUCUACCACCACCACCUCCUCCUCCUUCUCCUUCGCGGACAGCCGAUGAUGAGGGGGAGGAGGACGAAGCGACGGGGAAGAAGCAGGACUUGCCGAUGUUCGUGCGCGCGCUGAGGCGUGAGCUGGUCCGGUACCAUAACCGGACCGCCGUGAUCGGCGACCUGCGCAGCGAGGCCGGGCUCGAGAAGAAGCCGCGGAAGGAGGGGGUCGAGGUCCCGAUCGUGGAUAUUAGCGCCGCGGACGCGCAGGCCAAGCAGAUCCGCGUCGAGUGGGGCGAUGGCAGGUCCGGGCGCUUGGUCAUUAGCGACGAUGGCGAUAUCGUCAAGAUGGUUGCUCAGGGGGAGAAUGGCCAGGAUCGCGAGGCUGUUAGACAGCUCCUUGGGGGCAGCGUGAGGGUUGAGGAGGUUGUUAGGCGGCUUGGUGAUGUUUGAGUACUUGUAGCUACGGUGGGAGUUGUUGCGGGGAUGUUGGUUGUCUGGGUAUAUCCUUGGAGACGUUGUGUCGCGCGACUGAGAACUUGGUGUGCGAGAUCUCUACUGGGUUCUUGAAUGGAAUUCGUUCGAUGACUACUUACCUUAAGCAGCUCUGGAGAAGACCAUGCACGCAAAUGCCAUGGUUCUAGGCGCGCCAUGUGAAACAUGAUUUGCCUUCUAUCAAUACCUAUAGCUACAACAAUGCAUACAUUGAAGAUUCUUUGGUCUAACGGGCUUAUAACGGGAUCGCUUUGUAACUCGGUUAGAUUUGGAGAUAGAACCUACGUUAGGUUCACUCGAUAAUAAGCUAGACAUCGUCGAGUAUAGCUAUAUAGGCGAACAGUCUAUAUACAUAAUUUCUCUUUCACUAGCCAACGACGAGGCGACACGACGAGAAGACGAUUUCGUAAUAAUGGUAGAAUUAAACAGUCGUGAUUGAUGCCGUCCCUCCUUAAUCGCCUGAUAUAAAAUCGCAAAUAGGCCGAGUUCCCAUCGUAUCCAACAAAAGCACCCGCAAUCUCGGAAAAGGGGGCAGGCUCGGUUAUUUUCAUUUCCAUACUAGCGCCAGAAGAUGCAAUAAAGCGAGCAACUACCAAAAGCCAAGGCAUACUAGUGGAGCGCGGCUGUUAUCUCUUAGCGUAGCCAUCCCCCCAGUUCCCAGUCC